CUGACACUUACGCUAUACAGGAUGGUGCAUCUAUUCAGAGCCGAAAUUUCUGCUUCGAAAUACAUCAAACGGCCAUUAAAACUCAAUUCUCUAGACGGGUCGAGUAGCGGUGUGCCGUGGCGGCUACAUACAUGAGUUUCUCUGGAGGAUGCUGACCCUUGCACGGACAACACACCCGUUUUCGUCGGCUUUCCUAUGCUCGCUAUCGGUACACUAUUUCCAAUUACUCUGAUCAAAGUCGGAAGUAUGUCAUCAGGGAAUGAAUCCAGUGGGUCUCAAGCACCCCGGAAGACCGUGCCAGAUGAUAGUCGUCCCCGAUUUGCAUUUGUCACGGAGACCAGUCAGUCAAAUGCUCGAAGCCAUGCGAUGCGUGAGCAUUGGAGACAGCGUCACAGUCGUAACAACAGCACCAAGACCAGACGUGUUCAGCCCAAGCUCCUUCCAAACAUCUCAUCAGCUGCAGACCGGCCCACGAAAUCCCAUGAAGUCCCUACUCAGUCACGCUCAUCUCGAAGCCGUGGGAGCCCAAGCUCAGGGCGACAGUGCUCGGAGACUUCCUCUAACGAGACAGACCAAGAGCGCGAUGAUAGGAUCGAGCUUAUAGGAGUACCCUCACAGCUAUUGAGUGGAGUGGGCCGCGCGUUAUCAAGCUCGAGACUUGACCCUUUCCAGACAUUUCCAGUACAAUUAACCAGCCAGCAUCAUAAGCUGCUACAUCACUGGAUCGGCACUCAUGCAACCAUGAUGUUUGAAGAUCUGGAUAUCCCAAGCUUCAAUCCAAUGAAGGAUGUAUGGUUCCCCCUGGACCUUUCCAAUGCAUCAUCAUUCAACGCAAUCAUGGCCCAUGCCGCGGCGCAUCUAUCCCAUCUUUACGCAGGGACUAGUCCGCAAAAGGGAACCAACUCAGCGGAUGCCUUGAAAUACAAGGCAGAGGCCGUCCGGAUUCUCCAUGAAUGGCUAUCAGACCCACAAAAGGCACUUAGCUAUGAUGCAUUUGCAGCUGUGAUUCGACUUCUGACGUUCGAGAGAUACUGGGGAACUGCGGAGGAGUGGAACAUCCACCGCAUGGGCCUCCAAAGGAUGAUCGACGCUAAAGGCGGGAUUGGACAGCUCCAUGAUAACUGGCGUCUCGAGCUUGUUGUUUAUCUCGUCUCCCUAAUGACCAAGCCUUCAUGGUUCGAGCCGACAAACAACAUCUCCGAAGUGUCCGAGCCUUCAGCAGAUGCAUUCGCCUUAGAUCCUUCAAUGGACUUUCAAAAGAUACGCUGCUUGUGGCUGAUAUCUUUCAUCCAAGAUCUACGAACCUUCAUGGGAUUUUCUUCCCGAUUUUACGUUCAAGGACUUUCCACCUAUCCCUCGCUCUACCAAGCCGUCCUCCAUCUCCGUGAUGAAUUCCAACGUUCCAAUUCAUCUGCGUCAGUUACGCUUGGAACAUCUCCAUCCGACUAUGAUAGACUGACAUGCCUAUUCUCAAUAUGCUUGAUGAUGCAAGAAUCCAUCUCUUCCCCGCCUAUCGACGCCAUGAGCAAUUCUUUCUGGUCCAGUGGGCUAGAUAUCUUGGAUGGAGCCCUGAUGCAAUCGCGGGGUCUGUGGGACUUUUCGGUGCAAAAUCUGCGCCCAUUUUUACAUCAACACCUGGUCGAAACUUAUCCAGAUGCAUUGCAGAAGAUAGAAUAUGUGCGGAGGAUGACAGAAGUACUGGGUCAGGUCAGCCUCGAGGCGCGCAUUGGUGUUGAGAAGUGUCUUCUCAAUAUGUUGUGCCGAACGAAUGACGCACAAACUGUGUUCUUGGUGGAUGAUGGAUGGACACCUGACUCGUUGUUAUCAUCGAUGCAUGGACAAUAAUGGUGAUAGCUGCUCAAAUAUUGAUAGAACAUGCUUCGAGCCGUUGACCCGGCCAGUAUGGCAUCAAUGUAAAUGAC
Messenger RNA from Penicillium subrubescens, 1922 nucleotides. RefSeq lists its product as uncharacterized. NCBI's taxonomy places the organism in Eukaryota, Fungi, Ascomycota, Eurotiomycetes, Eurotiales, Aspergillaceae. The transcript is spliced from 4 exons. The coding region runs from base 196 to 1845 and encodes 549 amino acids. The record is from RefSeq and is a predicted model, not a curated record.